Messenger RNA from Mycena citricolor, 2826 nucleotides. NCBI's taxonomy places the organism in Eukaryota, Fungi, Basidiomycota, Agaricomycetes, Agaricales, Mycenaceae. The record is from the annotation of a GenBank genome assembly.
CGUGCGCAUAGACCCGGGAGCCCGCUCCACAGCCGUCCGUUCGCCUAUGAAACAUCUUGAUCUCUUCCCGAUCUAAAGUGGCGACUGUCUUGAACAAACUCAACUCCCUCCCCGGUCAUCGACGGAAAACUGCGCCAAGAUUGCUGCGGAACUCUCAGAUCGAGCAGACUGGGCUCGAACAGCUUCGGACAAGAGUCGAAGCGGGAUGUGAACAAGCUGGGUGUUCUGGGGCGCUGCCAAAUGAGCUCCACGGUGGGAAAGUAGGCUGUUCGAAUUCUGCAACGAAUACCGCACAAGGCGCGCACUUAGUGACUUCGUGAACAAGAGUUAUAAAUAGUAUGAGACGUGUGUUAUUGGCUCGAGCUCAUGCAGUAUUCAGGCCGGGACUGAUGACCUUCAACGACAAGGAGAUUACGUUCAUUGGGGCGAACAAAACUGAACCGAGUUUGUAAUGAUUCUUGUAUUUUCCGAGUACAUGUACUUAACAGCAGAGGAUAUAAAAGUGGGAUACAGUCAAGAUAGUCAAAGCAUGGCACGAGUACAAGCAUUUGUACAUAUUGUAUUGCAAUGUUUCAAGUAAUCAAGCAAUCGAGUCACAGUCAUAAAGCAAUCGAGUUCCUAUGAUGAAGCAAUCAAGUUCCAGUCAAAAGCAAUUGAAUCCAAAGCAGUCAUCCCGAGCAGAGAAAUCAAAUCCGUCCAAUGAAGCAAUCGAAACCAAAUGCAAGCAGUCCGUUCGUUCUUUGUCGGUCGGCGUGGUCUUCCAUGACUCUCCACCGCAACACAUCACCGCCUCCGUCUCUGACUCAAUCCCCUCUCCAUCGGCCCCAGCACCUGUCCGACCCUCGCGCUCUGGUUGCGCACCAUCCGGCGCGGCGCAAAUCCACACUCAUGCGGCGUUCCAGCCACCGGCACGCGUCGCAUCUGAUCAAGCACCUCUCGUCCCGGCCCGCGGCGAGUCCGCCGGCGAUCGAACCCGCGCUGCCCGGGAAUACCAGCCACCGGCAGACGGACGACCCGGACGACCGCUCCGGCUGCGCGCUGCCUGCUCGAGCGCGCGAAGGACCCUCUGUGCCCAGGGACGGCGGGGAUGGGCAUCCGCGUCGUUGCCUGAUUCGGCAUGGACUUGCGCUGGGGCGGGGCGGCGACUACGGCUGCAGCUGCUCUGGAUGGGUUCUCGAUGGAUCCUCGGCGACAGGAGAUCGCGGCGACGGGCAUCUGCUUCGACAUCUUACUCGGGAUGGACUGGACGUCUCCAGCACCCUGUCUCGGCAUCGGCAUCCGCACGGCGCCCUUUACCCUCCGUUUGACUCCCUGCCUCUGAGGAGCAGGAUGUGCGCCAGACGCUCCGCUCUGCAACGCCGAAGGGGCCUCUGAAUCCAGGCUCGGCAAAGCACACACCACCGGGAUGCUGCUGACCGCGGGCGGCAACACUCUCCUCACUCUCUUCUCGCGGGCUGGUAGCAGGAAGCAGUCAAUCUGGAGCACCGUGUCCCUGAUCUGUUUGAGUGUUGGUCGGUUCCGAGCAGCGGGGUCCAGCAUCCAGCGGAUGAAAUUCGUCGCGGGAACGCUAAGCCGGACGUAUUUGUUCAGGAAGGCGACGGGAUCGGUGCGGAAGGCGGCGUAUCGUUUGUCAGAGACAUGCGCAGCUUCCCAGGGGUAGCUCCCAGUGACGAGAACUACGAAGGUGAUGGCUAGCGCCCAGUAGUCGCAUUCCCUGGCAGAGUAGACACCGGAUCUACCGGCCUCCAUAGCCUCUGCGAGACGCAGAUCAGAUGACACGGACUGGACAGCGAGCAGGGGUCCACGCACCGGGACUCAUGAACGACGUCGUCCCCCACUGGCCAUCCGUCGGCCACUCGUCACUCGUCGCCAGCCCAAAGUCCGCAAUCCUCACCUCGCGGCCGCGUUCGUCACAGAGGAUGUUGCCCGGCUUGAGAUCGCGGUGAAACACGCCCCUGUCGUGCAUCUGCCCGACGGCAUCCACCAUCUCGAGGAACAGCGUGCGAAUGGCAUCGGGCCCGCGCCUGCGGCCCCUCUCGACGACGGCGAACCGGUGCACGUCCAUCGCACAGAGCUCAAGAACGACGAACACGAAGUCGUCCUCGAUGAACGCCCGCUCGAACGAGACGACACCUGAGAGAUCCUGCAGAAAUGCAUGCAGUCGCAGCUCGCGGCGGAUCGCGGUGACGUGCGGUGUCCCUAGUGCAUCGUUGCGGAGACACUUGACUGCGUACAGCGAUGGGUCGUCGGAUGAUGUCCUUGUGUCGACGGCUCGAUAGACUUUCCCGAAGCCUCCGGCGCCGAGGAAGGAGGUGAGGUGCAGAUGCCCAGAGUCUAUGCGGGUGUUGGUAAGAUCGGGUAGAUGAGAGGCCUCACGAGACAUGACAAGACAAGGUUAAUGUAAAACUUGGCAAGGUAGUUCAGGUAAGAAGCUGUUUAGAAUCGUUCAGCAAGCGCAGGUGAGAACUUGAGAAGGAUCUGUGUUUUGUAAGAGAGCCCCAGAGAGAGAAGCGCUUUUGUCGUCGACUAGGACGUGGAAGCAGAGCACGAAAAGUGGCAAGAAAAGGAGGAAGCCGCAUCAGUGUUUAAAUAUGGAAGGGUGCAGGUCUCAGAUUUUGGUGUCUUAGUGAAUUCGCCGCUCUCCUGUCCAGUUUCGAUUGCGGAAUACAUGAGUGUAAGCACUUGAAUCUGCUGCUUGAAUACUUCAACCUCGAUUCGCAAGGAAGAAGACGAUAACUUGAUCAGCGGCAGUGCCUUUGAGGUCGAGGCUGGUCGAAGUCGGAGAUCGAGCUAGUCGAGGGGAGCAAGACUAGACAGGAUCACGGG